AUGAUCUUGGGUACAGGUACCAUACCUUGUCUCCCGGUCGUAGAUUCUAAAUCAGCGUCAUUAAAAGUAAAUAAAAAAAAUCUCUUGUUAAAUGUACCGCCAACUUUGACUGUUCGCCCGGGUAGGCUAACGACAUUAACUGGCUCUGGAGCAACGGCCUUCUCGUGGUGGAGCCGAUUGGAUAUUCUGACAUCAAUAUCACGGGUUUUUUCGCCUUCGGAGCAGACUAUACCGGCCAGCCUGCUCCGCUGUCUGCUAUUAAGAGCCGGCAUUGAAUCGAAUCCUGGGCCACCAAAGAUCUGGAUCUGCCCGAUUUGCAACAUGAAGAUCAACAAAACACAAUACUCUGCCCGUUGCAGAUCCUGCUGCAACUGGUGCUAUCUUCAUGAUUGUUCCUCCGACUUUGGCGGUUUUUUCAUCUGUAAAAACUGCCCUUCCCCCAACCCCCGUUCGAGCAGCUCGGCGGCCUCUGCUAUGUCUAUGAGACACUCUCAAACCAGUUCAACCUCUAAAACUGAGAGGAUAAUAUCUCAUCCCGCCUAUCAAAACACCACUGGGUUCGUGGCUCAUUCCCCCGGUCAACUGACAUUCCUCCAAUGGAACUGCAAUGGUACCAAAAACAAGAAGGACAAACUCCAACAGCACCUUGAAACACACAAAAUACACAUUGCAGCACUCCAAGAAACCAAACUCACCUCCCGUUCCAAAGAGCCAGAAUUCGAUGGCUACUCUCUAUACCGCAAAGACCGUGGUCUUGGACAGGGCGGUGGUCUGAAUCCCAAGCCAUAA
Messenger RNA from Helobdella robusta, 789 nucleotides. RefSeq lists its product as hypothetical. The record is from RefSeq and is a predicted model, not a curated record. The transcript is spliced from 4 exons. Bases 1 to 789 code for a protein of 262 amino acids. Lineage: Eukaryota; Metazoa; Annelida; Clitellata; Rhynchobdellida; Glossiphoniidae.